Caenorhabditis sp. 36 PRJEB53466 is the source of this 1633-nucleotide messenger RNA. Lineage: Eukaryota; Metazoa; Nematoda; Chromadorea; Rhabditida; Rhabditidae. The record is from the annotation of a GenBank genome assembly.
AUGGAGGUGGACUCCAACACAAAGGUAUCCUAUUUUCUUGUUUUCUUUAAUCUAAGAUUGCGUUUACUUUAGGCCUACCGUAUCAUAGGCUAUGUCACUGUUACCGUAUCCACACUGUCGAUCAUCGCCCUCUGUGUAACUCUCCCGAUUGUGCACAGCUACAUUAAAGAGAUGCAGCACUCGAUGAAGGCCGAGAUGAAUCAGUGUCAGGUAAGAUUGGGUACUUUGCAACUAAACAUUUCUUAAUGCUUGAAAGGGAUUUAAAAGAUUUGGAAGCGUCUAGUACGUUUUGUAGCUAGAAAACUAGUGCUCGACUAGUCUUUAAAGUCUGUAAAAUGUCUAGAUUGUCUCUAAACAGAGGACGUUUCGCAACUAAUAUUCCAGAACAACGCGAAGACCCUGUGGACGGACGUCUACAUGCUGCGCGCUUCGUUCUCGCGUGGUUUCAACCGCACCGCCCGUCAGGCCGGCUACGAAUAUUCGACAGACGAGACGACUCCGUUCGCGCCUCCCAAAUUCGGCUAUCCGGUCGUCGGCGAGCAGAAGGAGGAGGCAAAUGUAAGUGGUUGGCUCAGUGAGUGCUUUGAGGUAAUACUUGCAGCCGUACGAUGCGCCGGCGCCGCCAGCCGAGACUUCUCCGAAGACCACUAGGCGGACUACGACUACCACCACUACCACGACUACUGAGGCUCCAACCACCUCCACCACUACCGUCAGAGCAGCAGAGCCUUCGUCUCAAGGAUAUGAUGAUGUGGCAGUGGUGACUGGUGCUCCAUCAACAGAACCUUCCGCGGAACUCACAACGGAGCACGCUCCAGAAGUUCCGGAAGUUUCAGAGCAACCAGAGCCAGAAGUCACCACUUCUGAAGCUCCAGAAGAAGUUCCGGAGCGUCCAGCUUCCACUCUCGAGUACUUGAAGACUACCGUACCGCCAGAGGAGCCGUACGGCACCACGUCGACUGCACCGUCCGCCGCAAUUCACGAGGAUGAUCACGACGAGAGCGAGCCGACCGCGCAAUGCGAGAACUGCUGUCGUCCGGGACCGCCAGGCGCGCCCGGAGCCCCAGGACGCCCAGGACCUCCAGGAAAGGCAGGCGCCAACGGACUGCCCGGAAACCCGGGACGUCCAACUAAACGGCCGUGCCAUCCGGUCACCAAGCCCCCGUGCGUUCCAUGUCCACAAGGCCCACUGGGUCCGGCCGGACCAGCAGGACCACCAGGAAACAUCGGACGCCCAGGAGUGUUUGGAGACAAGGGACCACAAGGACCGCCGGGUCAGCAGGGUCAAAAAGGACGGCGCGGAGAGAAAGGAAAGGACGGACCGCCAGGAGCUCCAGGAGCCCCGGGAGAAGACGUCAAGGAGAUUCCCGCCGUGCCAGGCCCACGAGGACCACCAGGACCGCAUGGCCGACAGGGACCACGUGGAGCGCCGGGAAUCCCCGGAAAAGACGGUCUUAACGGAGAGCCAGGAGCGCCGGGAGAGCCGGGAUUGGAUGGAGAACCAGGGUUGGACGGAGUGCCCGGAAAUCCGGGAAGAGAUGGAAUCAACGGGCACAACGGGGAGAAGGGAGUGUGUCCGAAGUAUUGCUCGGCCGACGGAGGCGUAUUCUACGAGGACGGGACUCGACGAUAA